CAACGCAUCACGGAAGUAAAAUAUGUAAGCUUAUUUUGGCUACACAGAAUAGCUCUUUUUAACUUGGAUUGGUAAGUGAUAGUGUAUUGUCCAUGUAUCUCCAAGAAUAUAUCAUUAUAGACGACAAAUAUAACGGAGACACGAAAAGUAAUUUCUUAAACUUAGUAAAAAAGACAAGACAUGAACAGUAACGUAAUUGCACACAGAAUAAUGGAAUGGUUGUGGGAAUGAUGAUCAAUAUUUGUUUGAGUGUUUGUUACUAUUACCUGAAGAUUCCUUUUAAGAUAAUGGUUUGGAUAUUUGAAAAGUUUAUUUCAUUGCUUCAAUAUAUUCGUGACUUAUGGUUUUCAAAAAGCCAUAACUAUCACAGAGUUCAAAAUGAUGUUGAAUCAGGAGUUUUGACUGGCACUGAUAAUGACAGAAAGCUUAUCGAAGCUAAUAUAAGAUUGAAACAACUGGAACAGCAAAUAGAAUCAAUGACGAAUGAACUUGUUCAAUUACAGGAAUUUACAAGAGAGAUUGGCCCACUUCGGAAUGAACAUGCCAUUGCUUUGAGAAUGCUUCAAGAUUAUGAAGAGAAAAUAAACGUAUUACAAAGAGAAAAGGGAGAUGCAUUAACAAGAUUGAGUGAGGUAAUGGGGUCAAAAUUACGAGACAAUAAUCCAGGAAUCACAGACCUGAAUGAUCCAAACAGACCAAUGAAACUUGGGGAUCAGUUUAGUGAGUUGUAUGAAAACGAAUGGACUGAUGCCUACUCUUUAUUAGAGGAUUUCAAAAAGUUCACGGAAAUCGAAAUCAUAGAAAUUCUUAUAAAAAUUCUCAGCGAGAUUUAUGAGACAUGUUUAGCAGAUGUUUCUCAGCAGCUGUCGGGACACAGAAGCACUGUUCAUGGACUAAGCGAUGAUGAAAUAGAAGGGUUUAUAAAAGCUGUAAAGGAUUCCAUAAAAACCAAUGCAUCAAAGUAUAUUCCACUUCUUCGUAAGAAAAUAACCAGUGACAGUUCAAGUUGUAAAACAGUUGUUCAGCACAGAGAUUGCUGUCUGUUAUACAUAGAAAAUUGUGUCAACCUUUGUUACUAUGUAGCUGUCCAAGAUCCACCAAUGGUUAUAGACUUUGAACCUGGACAAAUGUUUGAUAAACAAUCAUGGAAGGAAUACACUCGGUCAGGAACCGAGGUUGAAUAUGUAGUAUGGCCUGUUUUGUAUUUAUACAAAGGAGGUCCGAUUAUGUCUAAAGGUGUUGUUCAGCCUAAAGAAAACAUGCUUUGAUGCUUUAUGAUAUUCUUAUCAUAUCACAGUGGGGAUCCAGGAUUUUUGAAAGGGGCGUAAUUUUUUU
Messenger RNA from Mytilus californianus (California mussel), 1335 nucleotides. RefSeq lists its product as uncharacterized. The transcript is spliced from 12 exons. Bases 216 to 1268 code for a protein of 350 amino acids. Gene Ontology annotation, biological process: mitophagy by internal vacuole formation; mitochondrial protein catabolic process. Gene Ontology annotation, cellular component: mitochondrial outer membrane. The record is from RefSeq and is a predicted model, not a curated record. NCBI's taxonomy places the organism in Eukaryota, Metazoa, Mollusca, Bivalvia, Mytilida, Mytilidae.